Molecule: messenger RNA, 2352 nt
Organism: Anopheles funestus (African malaria mosquito)
Lineage: Eukaryota; Metazoa; Arthropoda; Insecta; Diptera; Culicidae
Product: N-acetylgalactosaminyltransferase 6-like
Exons: 3
Coding region: 208-2049 (613 amino acids)
Cellular component (GO): Golgi apparatus
Source: RefSeq, a predicted model, not a curated record
UGGCGUGCGUAGCUAUCGCACAAAAACAUUAUCAGUGUCGCUUCGUCGCCUUGACAAUACGGUUUAACUGUUUCACGCGUUUAUCGGGGUUUCGUUUGGGUUUGCAAAGAGCUGCAAACCUAACAUACCAACCGUGAUUCAGUGCAACUGAGAACCCAUUCACGGUUUGCAGUAGGGUUUCCGGCCUGUGGUUUCACCUGAUUCGUAAUGGAUGACAAACUGCGCAAAGCUCGUAAAGCGCGUAUACGCUCGAUCGUUCGCUCCGCUGUUAAUUUUCUCUAUCCACUCCGAUAUCUAGUUCUGAUCGGUAUUACAGUGAUUGUAGUUCUAUUGUUACGUCAACGAGAUCGACAAAUUUUGAACAUCGGAAUUGGACAUUUCGGCGAGCAUUUUGUGGAUGUGACUCGCAAAAGCCGGGUUAUAGAGAAAAUUGAUUACCAUAACUAUGAACAGAUACAGAACGAUUUGAACCGUGUUGGCCCAGGUGAACAGGGCAAACCAGCAACUCUCAGCCCGGAAGAAAAUGACAGCGAGAAGCGGAAAGAGCUUUAUUAUAAGAAUGGAUUCAACGCUCUACUCAGCGAUAAGAUCAGCAUUAAUCGUUCAAUAGCCGAUUUGAGACACCCAAGCUGUAAACUAAAAUCAUACCUGAGUCAGCUACCGCUGGCAAGUGUUGUAAUUCCAUUCUACGAGGAACACUGGAGUACAUUGCUAAGAACGAUAUAUAGCGUGCUUAACAGAUCACCACCUCAUCUGCUAAAGGAAGUCAUCAUUGUGGACGAUGGCAGCACCAAGGAGUUCCUGCAUGAUAAACUCGAAGACUACAUCAAACAACACCUUCCAAAGGUAAAGCUGAUACGACAGCCCGAACGUACCGGGCUGAUCAAGGCACGUCUUGCUGGGGCGAAAGUUGCCUCUGGCGAGGUACUUGUGUUUCUUGAUUCACACACCGAAGCUGGUUAUAAUUGGUUACCUCCGCUGUUGGAGCCAAUUGCUGAAAAUCCCAAAACAUGUGUCUGUCCGUUGAUCGAUGUUAUCGACGAUCAAACGUUUGACGUGCAUGCCCAGGACGAGGGUGGACGUGGACUUUUCGACUGGACGUUUCAUUACAAACGCAUUGUGGUUAAAGCUGAAAACAGAAUCUCGCCGACGGAACCAUUUCCUAGUCCCGUUAUGGCUGGUGGACUGUUUGCGAUUGGAGCCGAUUUCUUCUGGCAGCUCGGAGGAUACGACGAAGAACUUGACAUAUGGGGUGCGGAGCAGUACGAGAUAAGCUUUAAAAUUUGGCAGUGUGGAGGUCGCAUGGUGGAUACUCCUUGUUCCCGUUUUGGUCAUAUAUAUCGCUCCUACAGCCCAUUUCCCAACUCGCGAAAGUACGACUUUGUCACACGGAACCACAAACGUGUUGCAGAAAUAUGGAUGGAUGAAUACAAACAAUACAUUUACAACCGUGAUCCGGAGCGUUACGCCAAAGCGGAUGCAGGCGACAUGAGCAAAAUGAAAGCUAUUCGAGCAAAGCUUAACUGCAAACCGUUUAAAUGGUUCCUGCAAGAAGUCGCACCAGAAAUAAUUGAGCUUUACCCUCCUGUCGAACCUGAACCAUAUGCGUCUGGUUCCAUCCAAAACGUUGCAGAUUCUACCCUUUGUAUCGACACAAUGCAACGUGGCAGAGGAAAGCCGAUUGGGCUAUAUCCUUGUUCUAACAACCUUGCAGAACCAACGAAUCGGAAUCAGUACUUUGUACACAGCUGGCACCGCGAUAUACAGUUAAAGUAUGGCGAAGAAUGUUUAGAUGUCCCGGAAAGUAGUCCACGUUCACCUGUAACAGUUUUCACGUGUCACUUACACCAGGGAAACCAAUUUUUCCAAUACGAUCAUAAAACACAACAAAUCAAACGAAAUGACGUGUGCAUUGAUAGCGAUCCUCAGAAAAAAGAGGUGUUUGUGAAUCCAUGCAAUACUAACAGUAUAACACAGCGGUGGAAGUUCGGUUCUGUGAACUUGAAAUUGUUGAAACAAUGGAAGACGUAUGGCGCUAAAUUUAUGUAAUAACUAUUAAUAAGUAAUUGUAAGAAAAGCAAAUACAACUCAUCAAAAUCAUAAAUAAUCUAUUCCUUGAUUUACGAACAUGUGUAAAAUUGUCAAUCCCGUUGCACGUUGAAGGAGCUACCAGCUGCAACUAGGAAUCAACUAGGAUUUAACGAACGACAGAAAUACCUCACCCAAUUGACUCCUGCCACUAUAGUUUAUUUCAUGUUUCAGGUGUCACCGCAUCAACUACUCUAACAAUUUACCCCAGACGAGCAUUAUCGUGCCAUUUUAUGACGAACAUUGGACAACACUACUGCGUAC